Messenger RNA from Sapajus apella (tufted capuchin), 5790 nucleotides. It is a transcript of the gene EYA3, whose product is annotated as EYA transcriptional coactivator and phosphatase 3. Gene Ontology annotation, molecular function: protein tyrosine phosphatase activity. The record is from RefSeq and is a predicted model, not a curated record. Gene Ontology annotation, cellular component: nucleus. The transcript has 19 exons. Gene Ontology annotation, biological process: negative regulation of extrinsic apoptotic signaling pathway in absence of ligand; multicellular organism development; positive regulation of DNA repair. Lineage: Eukaryota; Metazoa; Chordata; Mammalia; Primates; Cebidae. Bases 350 to 2068 code for a protein of 572 amino acids.
UUCUAGUGGAACGAGGUGUGGAUAGUGAGGUGACUCUGGCCGCUUACUUCCGGUUCCUAGGGAUGCGCAUCCGGGUCACGCUAACGCCGCGGUUUCCUCCGCUCGCUUGCUUCUACUGUGGGUUUGGACUGGUCUCCAUGUCCUGCUGUGGGGCUUUUGCAGCCUUUGGGCUUUCACCCUGUAUCACCUGGGCUGCAGUGUAGUGACAUUAUCACAGCUUACUGCAGCUUGACCUCCUGGGAUCAGGUGAUUCUCUCGUCUCCUAAGAGCUGGAACUACAGAUUGUGAGGACUGCUGAGAGAGACUUGCAAUCCAGUCACAUAAGCAUAAUAAAGAAAUAUUAGUCCUCAUGGAAGAAGAGCAAGAUUUACCAGAGCAACCAGUGAAAAAAGCCAAGAUGCAGGAAUCAGGAGAGCAAACCAUAAGUCAAGUAAGCAAUCCAGAUGUCAGUGAUCAGAAGCCAGAAACAUCAAGCCUUGCUUCAAACCUUCCUAUGUCAGAGGAAAUUAUGACAUGCACCGAUUACAUCCCUCGCUCAUCCAAUGAUUAUACCUCACAAAUGUAUUCUGCAAAACCUUAUGCACAUAUUCUCUCAGUUCCUGUAUCGGAAACUGCUUACCCUGGGCAGACUCAAUACCAGACACUACAGCAAUCUCAAUCUUAUGCUGUCUACCCUCAGGCAACCCAAACGUAUGGACUACCUCCUUUUGGUGCAUUGUGGCCAGGUAUGAAACCUGAAAGUGGUUUAAUUCAGACUCCAUCUCCAAGUCAACACAGUGUUCUUACCUGCACUACAGGGUUAACCACAAGCCAGCCAAGCCCAGCACAUUAUUCUUAUCCCAUUCAAGCUUCAAGCACAAAUGCCAGCCUGAUAUCUACUUCUUCUGCAAUUGCCAAUAUUCCAGCAGCAGUAGCCAGCAUCUCAAACCAGGAUUAUCCCACCUAUACUAUUCUGGGUCAGAAUCAGUACCAGGCCUGCUACCCCAGCUCCAACUUUGGAGUCACAGGUCAGACUAACAGUGAUGCCGAGGGCACCACAUUAGCAGCGACCACAUACCAGUCGGAGAAGCCUAGUGUCAUGGUGCCUGCACCUGCAGCACAGAGACUUUCCUCUGGAGACCCUUCUACAAGCCCAUCUUUGUCCCAGACUACAACAAAUAAAGAUGCUGAUGAUCAGUCCAGGAAAAACAUGACUAGCAAGAACCGGGGCAAAAGGAAAGCUGAUGCCACUUCUUCCCAAGACAGUGAAUUAGAACGGGUAUUUUUAUGGGACUUGGAUGAAACCAUCAUCAUCUUCCACUCACUUCUUACUGGCUCCUAUGCUCAGAAAUAUGGAAAGGACCCAACAGUAGUGAUUGGCUCAGGUUUAACAAUGGAAGAAAUGAUUUUUGAAGUGGCUGAUACUCAUCUAUUUUUCAAUGACUUAGAGGAGUGUGACCAGGUACAUGUGGAAGAUGUGGCUUCUGAUGACAAUGGCCAAGAUUUGAGCAACUACAGUUUCUCAACAGAUGGUUUCAGUGGCUCAGGAGGUAGUGGCAGUCAUGGUUCCUCUGUGGGUGUUCAGGGAGGUGUGGACUGGAUGAGGAAACUAGCUUUCCGCUACCGGAAAGUGAGAGAAAUCUAUGAUAAGCAUAAAAGCAACGUGGGUGGCCUCCUCAGUCCCCAGAGGAAGGAAGCACUGCAGAGAUUAAGAGCAGAAAUUGAAGUUUUAACAGAUUCCUGGUUAGGAACUGCAUUAAAGUCCUUACUUCUCAUCCAGUCCAGAAAGAAUUGUGUGAAUGUUCUGAUCACUACCACUCAGCUGGUUCCAGCCCUGGCCAAGGUUCUCUUAUAUGGACUAGGAGAAAUAUUUCCUAUUGAGAACAUCUAUAGUGCUACCAAAAUUGGUAAAGAGAGCUGCUUUGAGAGAAUUGUGUCAAGAUUUGGAAAGAAAGUCACUUAUGUAGUGAUUGGAGAUGGACGAGAUGAAGAAAUUGCAGCCAAACAGCACAACAUGCCUUUCUGGAGGAUCACAAACCACGGAGACCUAGUAUCCCUUCACCAGGCUUUAGAGCUUGAUUUUCUCUAAGAACUGGAAUGAGGAGCCUUCCCCUUAAGCUCCUUUUCACUCCUGAAGGGAGCUGGAGACUGGAACCAACUGAGAACUUUCUCUGUCUCACUCUCUGUCUCUCUACCUGUCUCUCUUUCUCUCUCUGCCUCUCCCUCUCUCUCUCUCUUUCUGCCUCUCUCACUGUCUUUCUCCAUGGAAUGCUGGUGAGAACACAAUCAGAACCAACAGCUGCAAUUUUUGCUAAGAGUGAGCUGCAGCCCCGUGUUCAUCUCCAUACAGAAGCAGGAGACAGUUUGAUAGAGCAAUGGACUCACUGCAGCUACAUUGCUUUUAAUUCUUCUGUGUUUUGUUGUUUUCUUUUUUUCAAAAAAUGAAAAAGAAAAAUUCCUAGGGCAGAGUUGAGAGUUGUACUCUUAGUCCAUGAGCAGAUUGAGAAUUACUCAUAACUUGUGGUGAUCAGAUAAAUGCAGCAGACUUUUAUGAUAACAUCUCUUGCAGUCUUAGAAUCUCCUUAGCUUAGAAUCUCACUUAUUUCCAGUGAACAUGUAUGUUAUUUUUAUAAGACAGGGUCUGAUCUCUGACACAGGUUCCCCCCCUUUCUUUUUCUAGCAAGAAAGGGGGUGUAAAGUCUUGAAAAUAGUAAUUGAAAUAUCUAAAAUACCUCUCUGUGGCAGUAGUACCUCUUUAGCUGCUCCAGUGGUCUGCUCUCUAGGAUGAUUCCUUUCCUGUUCUUCAUCUCCUAGUUGGCAAACUGUGGGGCACUGGAUACUGAGUAACUUUAAACUUCGGCAUUUCCCAUCUAGAAGCCUUAGUCUUCUUUCCAGUCCCUUUUCCCUUUAGUCAAAUGGCACAACCCCAAAAACUCCUUCAGUUUGACUCUCCUUCAGUUUGACUCUCCUUCAGACUGAAUCCCUGGAGGCUUAGCUUCCAAACUGGAGAGAAGCAACUAAAGCUUCUUGGGAAUUUCAGCUUCUUUGGCUCUUGAGACAGAAAGGUUCUACCUAUUUCCCAUCAGAUGCUUACCCCUGCAGCUUCUUCCUUCUUAGUCAUCAUAAUGCUAGGUUCUUACCCCUUUCCUGCCCUCUGCACCUCAUAUCCACCUCCAGGCAGCUCUGGCCAGUCCCCAGGUAUUAGACCCAAGAAUUGAUAUAAAAUCUAAAAACAUGCUUAUAUUUACAUUUUGGCCAAAACUACCAAUGUAUUUGACUUCCUUUUUGGAAGCCCUUAAGCUAUAUGGGUGUCCCAGGCAUAAAUUUACCCAGAUCUCUGCCUGAAACUGAAGGGCAGAUUGUAUUUAAGUUUUCCCGUGGAACACCCUGCUUCUCAAAUCCCAUUCUACAGUAGGAAACCAGAAAGACUUUGCUGAUUGUGGGGGGGAGGGUAGGUACUGCCAGGGUUUCCCUGUGUUGCCAAGGCUGGUCUCAAAUACCUGGCCUCAAGCAAUCCUCCCACCUUGGCCUCCCAAAGUGUUGGGAUGAUAGGCAUGAGCCACUGCACCUGGCCAAACUUUCCUGAUUUAGAUGAGAGUGCUGGGUCAUUCCCUACUUCAUGCCCCAAAACUUAAUCCUGGGCCAAAUGAGGAGCAUCUCUCCACCUCUGGGAAGAUUGGUGGGUGCCCAGGCACUAGUCACAGCCUUCCAGCCCAGCUCUCCAAGACCAAUCUGGGCAUCUGCUCAGGCAGGAUAAAAUUGCCUAGAGCUGAGGAAGUUCAGCCUCUUCCAGGCUGCACAGAGGGAGAUGAUAUAAGCACCUCAGAUUGAGAUGCAGGAUUGGUCCUCAGAAGGAGGUAUUGUUGACCAACCCCAGCUAUAAUUGCUUGUUACCAGAGACUUUGUGUACCCAUUUCUAAGAUACUGCAGCACAAACAGGCAAGACUCCUUCCAAUGCCAGGCCACCCAGAUAGCAACACAGAGAGGCUAGUAUACACAUUCCUUUAGAACUCAUUGAAAAGUGCUCAUGACUCACCAUUUUAAGGAGUAAGUUUUUAUCGAGUAGCUGAAGUCAGUGCUCCUUUACCUAGCUGCCUCUUUGGCCUUGUUUCCUGUGGGGUUGGGAGGAGGGAGAUGUAGUAUGAGGAAGGCCUUCCGUUGGUCUGUAUUCAGCAGAAUUGCGUAGAUACUGCUCUGACUUGUUUGAUGGUUGAUCUUGGGAAGCUCUAGGUUUUACUCUGAGGCCUCAAGCUCUCCCCCUAAUGCCAGUAUAGCUGUUAGGUUUUUGUCCUGGACAGAGGCCACGGGUGUUGGUCCUGUGCUUCAGGUUUGUGAGGCUGUGGAGUGGUACCCCCACCAUGCACAGAAGCACACACACAAAUACUUCCCUCUCCACCCUUAUGGGAGCUCUUUAUUCUUAGAAUAUAACUUAGACUCACUUUUAUCAAUGGCCUUUUUCCUCUUGCCCUGACUUCCUAGCUUAGCUCUUUCCAAAGGAACUUGAACUUGGCCAAGAGAGGUAAGGAGGCUGAACGGAGCAGUCUCUGCUCAUUCCUGGUUGUUGCCACCCUCAUUUAGAUGGAAAACAGAAAACAGAAGCUUCUUGGCUCUUUGCCAAAAUGAAUUAUCAGGGAACAAGUGCUCUCUCUCUCUCUCUCUCUGUAAUUACCCUUUUUCUUCUCUGCAACACAAAAACCUGGAAAGGAAAAUAAGUGGGUAGGAUUAAGAGCUGUUGGAAGCUGAGGGCCAAAGGAUACUGUGGGUCUAGUUGUCAAGGAGGCGGCCCUCUGCAUUAGAAAGAGUUCCUCAUGAAAUUAGCCAAAUGGUGAGUCCUUCCCCAGCUGGGCACUAUGGGUUCUCUAAGAUGGGUCUGUAAUGUCACAGUGAGGGCUCUCUCUAGUAGUAGAUCUGGAGUGAGGUGUGUCUUGGGUUGAAGAGGUGGCUUGACUUUCGAAUGUAAAACUGACUGUGCCUUAGCAUCACCCUGUCCAGUGCCCCUGGGGCAGCUGGUAGUGUCCAGAAGAAUGGACACCUGCUCCAGACUUAGAUGCCUAUCUGAGCUUUUGUUUGAUUUGAGGUGUUUCUGUCUUCUGUAAAGCUAGUGAGUUGUCCCAAGAGACUGAUGCCACAGCUUGUUCGCAGUUACACAAACUCGGCUUUAAAGCUCCAGAUAGAAUCUGAUUGACAAACUCCAGCUGCAGCAUAUGGAGCUUCUAGAUGUUCACAACCUUGAAUGGGUGUCAGUGUCACUGAACCAUGGGGGAGAGGAGUAUGGGGUAGAGCAAUGGUCUGGGCCAAGGAGUGGUGAGCUUAGGGUCUUCCUCUGAAACCUCACUCCUCUUCAAGGAGGCAGUUAGGGUCCCUCUUAAGCAGGCUUCUAUUUCUUACCACUAAAUUGGUUUCAUUUUUCAUCCAGAAGUUAGCACUCCCCAGAUAUUCACACUAUAGGAUCUGAAUUUUGAGAUUCUAAAAUAUCUUAAACCACAAGAGAGAAAAUCUAGUUCUGCCUCAGCCCUAGUCAGCAGGCCAUCUGUCCCUUCCUUUCCUCUGAGUCAGACAGCUCUGGCAAGCAAGGCUCCUUGGCUAGUUCCUAAUGCACUGACAGGAGCCCUCCCAUUAAGGAUGACUUCUACUCAAAACAUGACUCUCCCUCUGGACUGCAGAUGCCUGUUAGCAGGAAAAGGCAUUGAUCGGAUUGGAUAUAUUUAUGUGACUGCGGGCAUUCGUGGCUGUAGAAUCCGUGACCAUAAUGUUAUAUGUAAUGGGAACUAUCUUAUAAACUUGAAAAAAAUAAAGUUUUUAUUUUCUAUA